GUGCAACGAAGUAGCUGAUUGGCCGGGCGCUGGAGGCCCAGCUGGCAACGCCCCCCCUUGAAAGCGCGCGCCGCCGCAGUAGCAAGAACCUAGCCCGCGGGGAAGGAGGAGGCAAUAGGCGGCUUGAGCUUCUGCGGCUUACUAGAGCAGAGCGUACAGCUGGUUGGUGCUCGGACCGCGCCGCGACAGCAGGUCCGUCCACGUGCUUUCGGCUGCGCCAUGGACGUGGAGGAGUCGGGGAUGAGUGAGGAAUGUGGCGUGUUUGGGUGCAUCGCUUCUGGAGAGUGGCCCACGCAGCUAGAUGUGCCGCAUGUGAUCACUGCAGGACUCGGGGGUCUGCAGCACCGCAUAUACUCAUCGUAUAAAAUGAUAGAUUUCACAGAUGUCUUCUGUUUUUUUGUUCUAAGAUAUUCUCAUGAAGUCAAGCCUGGAGAAAUUGUAGAAAUAUCCAGGCACGGUGUCAGAACUCUUGAUACGAUUUCAAGGACUAAAGGAGACCCAGUGGCUUUUUGUAUAUUUGAAUAUGUUUAUUUUGCAAGACCAGACAGUAUAUUUGAAGGCCAGAUGGUUUAUACAGUAAGGUACCGCUGUGGCCAGCAGCUGGCGAUUGAAGCACCUGUGGAGGCAGACUUGGUUAGCACGGUUCCAGAGUCGGCUACACCUGCAGCUCUUGGGUAUGCGGCAAAGGUAUUGACUUUUAAUUAUUCAGUGAGUUGUUCUUCUGUCUUUCAAAUACAUAAAACGAUGCUUUCUGUAGCCGCGCUGUGGUGGAGCGUGUUUUCCUCCCUGGAGCAAAAGCUCGUGACGUUUCCCUUUCCUCCUGCAGGAGCAAACAGUGUUAAGUAUCUGUCGGUGGAAGGACUGGUUUCAUCUGUGCAACAAGACAUCAAAUUCGAGAAGCAGAAAGUGAAAAGACAUGAUAUUACAAUUCAAGAAAAUGGCAAUGGUCUGGAAUGUUUUGAGAAGACGGGACACUGUACAGCCUGCCUCACCGGGCAGUACCCUGUGGAACUGGAAUGGUAGCUGCCUGGAUGGAGUGUCUUGAGACUGAACUUGAUCAAGAAGUGGUUUAUAUACUAUCUGUUACUCAGUUGGUACAAAAGAGAUACCACCUGCUUGUGUGUGUAUACCUUUAUAAGCUCUGAGAAUUCCUGAGGUUACUAAAUUGCUAUAAUUGAAUCAUGAUGGUUACAUGUAAUACAACAUGUACGGAAUUUUUUUUUAUACAAGGAUUGACUUCCCACCUAGGAGAAGGCAGGAGGUGAAUGGUAUUUCCCAGGCCCAUGCUUGAAGGGUUUGCAAGAGGUUAGAUUAGGGAUGUGUAAUAUACACAGGACAAGGGGCUUUAUAAUGUUCAGGAAAAAUCUGAAUUCCUCGUGCCCCAUAGAGAUCUAAUCUGUAGUCUAGUCUGAAGGAGUGGCCGCCCCCUCCUCAGCACACACAUCUGUGGUUCUGGGGAUCAAUGGACAACUCGAAACAAAAACAAAAAGGAAAGAAAUAAAAACUACUUGAGAAGCUGAGGCAGGGGAUUCUUGGGUUCAAGGACAAUCUGGGUUUUCUGCCUGAGGAUUAAAAGUGUCUUUCUGUGCCUCGGAGCCCCCGUUUCUUUAAAGCAUCUAAUACACAGCAGGAACGUGAAUACACGCCAUACAUAGGUGUUUAGAGGUAUCAUUUUACCCUUAUGUUUUAAUAGCGCAUGGUCGUUAGCUUUUGCUAAGUAAGUUUUCACUUUCAUUGGGAUGGAGGGAAAUGUUCAGAUUUGCAGACCUCUGCUGUCUCUUUGGGAUGCACCAGAAUGAUUGAAAAAUGUAUCUGAGGCCUUCUUUUUCUUAUGCUUGGACUCGAAGAUGUGAUCGAUGAUAUCUAGUACCUUAGGAUACAAGCCUAGCAAAUAACUAAGUACAUUGGAAGUAGAAAACAAAAAUUUGAAUUCCAAGUAAGCCUUUGUCCUUAAUUUGAUUAGAUUUGGCUAUCUGAAUUGAGUGCUUGAUAGUUUACAGUCAUGCAUUCUUGUAUGCAUUCAGACAUAGGAUUGAAAUUGAGCAAAUAGAAACAUACUAGGGGCUGAUUUUGUUUAAUGGCUAAGACAGCUACUGUUGGGGAAUUAUUUGCCUGUACCUAAGUGUCAGUCAGCUCAUAACCAUGUCUUUUCUGCUUUGUUUUGUUAGAUCUAGUGAGAUUUUAGUUUCAAGUUUUUUAUGAUGCAGAUUUAGAGGACUGCAGUGAUUUGCUUACUAACUCAUGUUUGUGUAACUUGUCACAUGCAAAAGCAUUUAUUUCUAUAUUGUUGCCAAAAUUGCUGUAGCUUCCCAACCCAUUUAGAAACAUAGUAUUUAUUAAUAACUGAAAUUAUUAGUCUGCAUCUGGUAUAUAGUCUCACGUGUUACAGAAUAGCAGUCAAGAUAAACUGUUAGUACUUUAAGGUCAUGUGCUUUGGUGUCUGAAGUGCUCCUGUGACAGCUGCAGGCAGGUUGACUUUGAAUAGCCCUAGGGCCGUUUCAGUGGGCAGAGCCUUGUAUAUUAAAUGCAUUACUAUGGUGGGCUGGAGGGUAAGCCUUUAUUUAGGUCAGUUUUAAAAUGGCCUUAUUUAAAUUCGAUGUUUUAAAAAGAAACUCAGGGAAAGUAUUAAAACCAAAAUCUCUAAUUUGACUUUGUGUUUUCCAUAGUUUUUAUUUUGUUUUAUUGGGAUACUUUUAUAAAGGGAAAUGAUGUUGUGGUCGUUUGAUAAUUGUACAGCUUUCUUAUUUCUUCACUGUGACCUUUUUUUUCACUAGUUUCUCAAUAUGAAUUAAAUUAACAUUUUUUUCACCUGUUUCAAGCCUUUCUUUUAUCUGCUUUAAAUAUAUAUAACUAGAGUACAAUAUGCA
This is a messenger RNA of Microtus ochrogaster (prairie vole), 2867 nucleotides long. Its product is annotated as phosphoribosyl pyrophosphate amidotransferase. Gene Ontology annotation, biological process: purine nucleobase biosynthetic process. Gene Ontology annotation, molecular function: amidophosphoribosyltransferase activity. The record is from RefSeq and is a predicted model, not a curated record. The transcript is spliced from 4 exons. NCBI's taxonomy places the organism in Eukaryota, Metazoa, Chordata, Mammalia, Rodentia, Cricetidae. The coding region runs from base 220 to 1023 and encodes 267 amino acids.